Molecule: messenger RNA, 1938 nt
Organism: Pyricularia pennisetigena
Lineage: Eukaryota; Fungi; Ascomycota; Sordariomycetes; Magnaporthales; Pyriculariaceae
Exons: 4
Coding region: 1-1938 (645 amino acids)
Biological process (GO): ubiquitin-dependent endocytosis
Cellular component (GO): cytosol; plasma membrane; cytoplasm
Molecular function (GO): ubiquitin protein ligase binding; protein-macromolecule adaptor activity
Source: RefSeq, a predicted model, not a curated record
AUGCCUUCGUUCAACCCCUUCUCAGCCGUCACCGGCCGGAAUGCCUUCACCCUUUUCGACAUUAGGUUAGAAAACGACUUUCUUGUCUUCCGUGGCAAUGAGCACGAAGCUGCAAGUCAGCUGCUCAAGGGAGUUCUCGCUGUGUGCGUGCCCGGGCCGACCAAGAUCGAGGAUAUCCACCUGAGGUUGAUUGGAACCUUGCGCCUGAGCUGGGCGGAUACGAAAGCGACACCUAGCGGCAUUUCGAUUCAAAAGUUCGAAAAGACAACCGAGAUCCUCAGUCACAGAUGGCCCAGCUUCAUCGGCACGCCGGGCAAGAGCAUGAUCUUGGACAAGGGCAACUACGAGUUUCCCUUUGAGCUGAUGCUUCCCGGAAACACUUCGGAGAGUGUUGAGGGCCUGAAGGAGGCUAGCGUCACAUAUCGACUCAAGGCGACGAUCGCACGGGGGAAGCUGGCCUACGACCACCAUGCAUACAAGCACAUCAGGAUGAUUCGGACGCUCGACGCUUCAGCACUCGAGUUUCUCCAUGCCAUGAGCGUUGAGAACAUAUGGCCGAACAAGGUGGAAUAUUCGAUUGUUGUUCCUCGCAAGGCGGUGGUAUUUGGAAGUGCGAUCCCCUUUGAGUCCAGGUUUACUCCUCUACUUAAGGGAUUAGAGAUCGGAGACGUGACGAUACGAUUGAUCGAGGCCUGUGAGAUCCUGGCCACCUCUGCGACCGGUGUGCCCAUCAAGGAGCACAAGAAGGAGCGUGAAGUUACUUCCUGGGUUCUACCUGUGACACGUGACGAGCACUGGCAAGAUGUGAUUGAGAACACAGGACAGGAGGGCUGGGUCUUGACGGCGGAUCUUGACUUGCCCCGCAAGCUAGGCAAAUGUGUGCAAGAUGUCAACACGCAUGGCAUCAAGACUCGGCAUAAGCUCAAGAUUGUUGUGGCCCUCCAGAACCCAGAUGGGCACAUAUCAGAGCUUCGUGCCACACUGCCCGUAACAAUCUUCAUUUCUCCUAAUAUUCCUCUUGACGAAGAAGGAAACCUCGCACAACCAGUUCAACAAAACUCAUCCUCUCAGGAGAGCACCAGUCAAAUAGCGCCCCCAGGCUAUGGAGAGCACGUCUUGGACCAGCUAUACUCCAAUAUCGACAUGGCCGGAUAUCAAACACCAGGAGUCCAGUCAGGCAUGAACAGCCCGUAUAUGGCCCUUUCAAGAGCAGGCUCUAACGAAAACCUGGCGGCAAUGCUCAACGACAACACCAUAACACCAGCGGCACUAACCUCACGACUGCAAGAUGUCUCCGUGGCAGGAGGUCCUCCCCACAGAGACUCAUCCUACGCUUCAUUGGCAUCUGCCCUCUUGCAAAGUCAGAACGCUGAUACUACAGCCACCAACACGUCACCACCACCUUCAGCCCCCCUAUCCCGUCACGACAGCGGCGAGGAGAACCACUCUGGCAACCACACACCUGAGCACGUCGACUACCCGGAGCUCUCCGAGCUGAGCAAGGUUCCCAGCUACGCGACGGCGAUCCGAUCAUCUCGCGUAUUUGCCCCCGCGGCAAAUGCGCUGCCUGACUACGCCACAGCCACGAGCGAGCCGACGACUCCUGCGGUGACCACACCGGUCAUGACCCCAGUGGCGCAGACCGCCAACCCACUCGAACAGAUUCCCGAAGAUCCGUUGGAGCAGACAGGCCCCCGCAGCGUAUCCCCCGCAGCAACGCCAGCAUCGCCGAGCAGCAUGAGCACAAGCGCCGAGCAGCCACACCACAAUCACCACCACCAUCAGCCCCAGCGACCGAACCCGCGCAGACACUCUUCGUUUGGUGGCUUCUUCUCUAGCCACCACUCCCUCGGCAUGCAUCAUUUCCAUCAUCACCACGGCGAGGGCGACGAGAGGAGGAGGUUUACGUUGAUGCAGAUGCGCGACCCGGUCUCUUAG